Molecule: messenger RNA, 2743 nt
Organism: Cucurbita moschata (crookneck pumpkin)
Lineage: Eukaryota; Viridiplantae; Streptophyta; Magnoliopsida; Cucurbitales; Cucurbitaceae
Product: protein TPLATE
Exons: 6
Biological process (GO): endocytosis
Source: RefSeq, a predicted model, not a curated record
CACAGUCAUCGAAGCCAUGUUCGUUCGCCUUUGCCACUUACAGCUGCCCGCUUCAGGUACGCUCCAUUUCUUCCUCCUCCGCUCCAUCAAACACCCAACAAUCUCUGAAUCAAUUUAUGCGGUUUAUUCAGUCGCAAAUUUCUGGUAGUAAUUCUCCAAGGUUCUCGUUUCAUGAUUCUUGGAUCACGAGCGUAUCUCCAUGGACAUUCUCUUUGCUCAGAUCCAAGCCGACCUUCGCUCCAACGACGCGCUUCGCCAAUCCGGUGCUCUCCUACAGGCGCUGCAACAAUCCGCCGCCGGCCGGGAUAUCUCUGUUAUCGCCAAGUCCGCCGUUGAGGAGAUCGUAGCCUCCCCUGCUUCUGCCGUCAGUAAGAAGCUCGCAUUUGAUCUUAUUCGCUCUACUCGUCUUACUUCGGAUCUUUGGGACAUUGUGUGCACUGGCAUUCGCACUGAUUUCGACUUUCCUGACCCUGAUGUCACCGCUGCUGGGGUUUCAAUUCUCGCUGCGAUCCCUUCCUAUCGCCUUGUCAAGCUGAUUAGUGACUCCCAUAAAGAAAUUUCUGCUUUUUUCGAUUCCAAUAGUGAUAAUUUGAGGUUCUCGAUCACCGAAACUUUGGGGUGUAUUCUUGCUAGGGAUGACCUUGUCACGCUCUGUGAGAAUAAUGUUAGUUUGCUAGAUAAGGUUUCCAAUUGGUGGUCGCGUAUUGGGAAAAACAUGCUGGAUAAGUCGGAUGCGGUUUCAAAGGUUGCGUUCGAGUCAGUCGGAAGGUUGUUCCAGGAAUUUGAUUCGAAGAGAAUGAGUAGGUUGGCAGGUGAUAAGUUGGUGGAUAGUGAAAAUUCACUUGCUAUUAGGUCCAAUUGGAUUUCAUCAAUGGCGGACUUCGUUUGGAAGAAGCGAAAUGCAUUAAUGGCGAGGUCCCUGAUUCUGCCUGUGGAGAGCUUUAGGGCCACUGUGUUUCCAAUUGUGUAUGCAGUGAAGGCUGUGGCUUCUGGGGCAGCUGAAGUCAUCAGUAAGCUUUCGAAAUCUUCUACUGGAAAUGGAACCACUAUGGACUCAAGUGCGGAGAGGUUUGUGGGAGUCUCAGAUGUAGCAACCCAUUUGGCGCCAUUUUUAGCUUCGUCGUUGGACCCGGCAUUGAUUUUUGAGGUAGGGAUUAAUAUGCUGUACUUGGCUGAUGUGCCUGGAGGGAAGCCUGAGUGGGCUUCUCAGUCGAUCAUAGCAAUUCUCACGCUCUGGGAUAGGCAAGAAUUCUCUUCUGCUAGAGAGAGUAUUGUUCGGGCAGUUGUUACCAAUCUUCACCUCCUUGAUCUGCACAUGCAGGUUUCAUUGUUCAAGAGACUACUUCUUAUGGUGAGGAACUUGAGAGCAGAGUCAGAUCGUAUGCAUGCCUUAGCGUGUAUUUGUCGUACAGCUCUCUGUGUCGACCUUUUUGCCAAAGAAAGUGUUCGUAGAGGUCAAAAACCUCUUGCAGGAACUGAUAUUGCUUCUUUAUUUGAAGAUGUUAGAAUUAGAGAUGAUCUUAAUACUGUUACGAGUAAAGGCUUGUUUAGGGAGGAAUUGGUUGCUUCAUUGGUGGAAAGUUGCUUUCAGUUAUCUUUACCUUUGCCCGAACAGAAGAACUCUGGGAUGGAAAGCAGAGUUAUUGGAGCCUUGGCCUAUGGAACUGGUUAUGGAGCACUAAACUGGACAGAGCCUGCAUUGGAGGUGGUUGAAGUCUGUAGGCCCUGUGUCAAGUGGGAUUGUGAUGGCCGCACAUAUGCAAUUGAUUGUUACUUGAAGUUGCUAGUUAGGCUAUGCCAUAUAUAUGAUACCAGAGGAGGAGUAAAAAGAAUCAAGGAUGGAGCAUCUCAAGAUCAAAUUUUGAAUGAGACAAGGCUGCAAAACUUGCAACGUGAACUUGUGAAAGAUUUACGUGAGGUAAAUACCCCAAGAAUAACUGCCCGUCUUCUUUGGGCAAUUUCAGAGCAUAUUGAUCUUGAAGGCUUGGAUCCCCUUCUAGCUGACGAUCCUGAUGACCCAUUAAAUAUUAUCGUUACAAAUAUCCACAAGGUCUUAUCGAACGUAGAUUCAGCAGUAGAGACAACAAAUAGACUUCAAGAUGUGCAGGCAGUGCUUUUGUGUGCUCAGCGAUUAGGCUCUCGUCACCCUAGGGCUGGCCAGUUAUUGACUAAAGAACUUGAAGAAUUCCGAGCUAAUGGCUUGGCAGAUUCAGUCAACAAACACCAAUGCCGUUUAAUUCUACAGAGAAUUAAGUAUGCUUCAAACAAUCCAGAAAGCAGGUGGGCUGGUGUCAGUGAAGCCAGAGGAGAUUACCCAUUUAGCCAUCACAAACUAACCGUGCAGUUCUAUGAAGCAGCUGCAGCUCAGGACAGAAAAUUGGAAGGUUUGGUUCACAAGGCUAUUUUAGAGCUUUGGAGGCCAGACCCUAGUGAAUUAACUCUUUUGCUGACAAAAGGAAUUGAUUCUACUCUUCUCAAGGUUCCUCCAACUGCAAUUACUUUGACUGGCAGUAGUGAUCCUUGCUAUGUUGAAGCAUAUCAUUUAGCAAAUUCAAGCGAUGGAAGGAUUACUCUACAUUUGAAGGUUCUAAAUUUAACUGAGCUUGAACUAAAUCGUGUGGAUAUCCGAGUUGGGUUGUCUGGAGCAUUAUAUUUCAUGGAUGGUUCUCCUCAAGCAGUGAGACAGCUGCGUCACCUUGUGUCUCAGGAUCCAGUUCUGUGCAGUGUGACAGUUGGUGUUUCA